Molecule: messenger RNA, 908 nt
Organism: Prunus dulcis (almond)
Lineage: Eukaryota; Viridiplantae; Streptophyta; Magnoliopsida; Rosales; Rosaceae
Product: probable calcium-binding protein CML31
Exons: 1
Coding region: 281-838 (185 amino acids)
Molecular function (GO): calcium ion binding
Source: RefSeq, a predicted model, not a curated record
GUGUGUCUCUCUCCCCCCUCCCCCCCUCAAAUAUCCUCAACUUGUAUAAAUAAGAGGCUUCCACGUUUGUUAUUGUUACACUACAACAAGGAUCCAUUGUUUUAUAAUAGUUUAAGUUUAUCCUCUUCUUUUCAUCGUUGCUUUAUCCCCAUAGUCUCAUCGUCUAUAAAUAGCAUCAUAUACAGCAAGUCAGGAAGCCACAAAGCCAGGAAGAGCACUUAGAAGAGACCAGAGUCCGCAUUUACAUAGCAGCAAUUAAAGUACCAAAUUAGCAAUUUCAAUGGAGAUCACCCCCAAGUCAUCAUCGUCCGCCCUGGGAAGAUUGUGCCGUAAACUGUCUCCAAGAAAGACAAAGGCAGGUCAUCAUGAUGUAGAGGGCCCAAUUGAGAACCCAACAACAAGCAGCAGCAUCAGCAGCAACAGCGACCUCCAGAUGUGGAAGGUGUUUGAUUUCUUCGACGAGAACGGAGAUGGUAAGAUUUCCCCAGCAGAGCUGCAGACUUGUGUGAGGAGUGUUGGGGGAGAGCUGUCUGAGGAGGAAGCGGAGGCCGCCGUGGAGGCUUCGGAUUUGGAUGGAGAUGGGCUGCUGGGGUUUGAAGAAUUCCAGAAGUUGAUGGAAGCCACAAACGAGGACAACAACAAUCAGCAGCUCAGAGAUGCCUUUGGGAUGUAUGAAAUGGAAGGCUCUGGCUGCAUAACCCCAGCCAGCUUGAAGAGGAUGCUCAGCCGCCUCGGCGACUCUCGCUCCAUCGAUGACUGCAAGGCCAUGAUUCGAGCGUUCGACCUUAAUGGAGAUGGGGCUCUCAGCUUUAAUGAGUUCACAAUCAUGAUGCGUUAAAUUAAUUUAAUUCCAUUCAUUCCUUUGUGUGUGUAUAUACAUCAUUUAUAUAAUAACUUUGUAACUCAGA